AUGGCAUUCCAUCAAUCGGAAAUCCUGGGCACACUCUUUGAAUCCACUAUCAGCUCAGCCUAUGAUUCGUUCGUCCAGCAAACUGUUGCUAUUAGGAAGAUCAUAGAUCCGUUUUCCACUGUCACCCUGGCUAAACGCACUUUCCUAGAGGUUAAGCUCUUGAAGCAACUGCUGCAUGAGAAUCUUAUUUGUUUGUCCGAUGUCUUUAUCUCUCCAUCGGAGGAGGUAUACCUUGUCAUUGAGCCUGUGGGAUGCGACCUCGGCCGGAUCAUCAAGCAUACGCGCCUGGAUGAAACAACAACAAAAUUCUUUAUGUACCAAAUUAUGCGAGGACUGAAAUAUCUCCACUCGGCCGGGGUGAUGCAUUACGACCUCCAGCCAAGUAACCUUCUAGUCAACCAAGAGAACACUUUGAAGAUUUGCGACUUUGGCAUAACCAUCCUGGGAGAAUCGCAGACGGUGGGUUAUGUUCCAUCGAAAUUUUACAGAGCGCCAGAAAGUAAUAUGCUGGCAUGGCAGCCACAUGGGUUGCGAGUGGAUGUAUGGAGUGCAGGGUGUAUUUUUGCCGAGAUGUUGCGCGGCGUGCCCCUAUUCCCCGGAGCGGACCAGCUCAAUCAGCUCAACCUGACCACGGAUGCGAUUGGCGACCCUCCCCAGGAGUUCAUAGACAGGAUAACGAGCAAAAUUACACGAGAGUUUGUGGACUCACUGCCAAAGAAGGGCCCAUAUUCACAUCAGUUAAAAACUAUUUUUGCGGGAUUCGAGGAGAGUGCCGUGGACCUCCUCGAAAAGAUACUAGUGUUUACACCUGAAAAGAGAAUUUCCGCCGGCGACGCUUUGCAACAUCCGUACCUAGCCCUGUACCAUGACCCCAGUAAUGAGCCUGUGGCAGAAAUACAGUUCGACUGGUCCUUCAAAGAUGCCGAUAUUCCCAAAGAGACAUGGCGGGCCAUGAUAUAUGCCGAAGCUGAACACUUCUGCACAACCAUGCUGAUGGCCAUAAAUGACCUAAGUGGAUUAGCAUGGAAUAACUAG
This is a messenger RNA of Aspergillus tanneri, 1035 nucleotides long. It is a transcript of the gene mpkC, whose product is annotated as mitogen-activated protein kinase mpkC. Gene Ontology annotation, cellular component: nucleus; cytoplasm. Gene Ontology annotation, biological process: stress-activated MAPK cascade; protein phosphorylation; cellular response to oxidative stress. The transcript is spliced from 8 exons. The record is from RefSeq and is a predicted model, not a curated record. NCBI's taxonomy places the organism in Eukaryota, Fungi, Ascomycota, Eurotiomycetes, Eurotiales, Aspergillaceae. Bases 1 to 1035 code for a protein of 344 amino acids. Gene Ontology annotation, molecular function: ATP binding; protein serine/threonine kinase activity.